GAAAAAAAAAAAUCAAAUACUAAAGUGCGUGGCGAUUACUUACCUACUGAUAAGGAAAUCGUUAAAAUAAUUGAAUCUUGUAUUCUAGAAAAUACUUGCAAGGCUACACAAAAGUGGGUAAAAGCUCUAAAUAGGUGGCAGAAUAAUGUUGGAUAUUGUUAUGGUAUCGAAACGGUCACUAGUAAAGACCAGCUUGAAAAGGAAAUGACAGAAUUUUUUUGUGGUGUACGAAAAAUUCAAGAUAGAAGCGAUUAUAGUCCUUCUUCAUUAGUUAAUGCUUAUAAUUGUUUAAGUAAUUACAUUUAUAAGCAUCUGGGUAGUAGUCAAAAAUUUGUAAUUAACAAUAAAAGUGAAUUUCCUUUAUUGUGGGAAGUUCUUAAUAGAAAAAUGAAGGUUCUAAAGCAAUCCGGAAAGGUUACCAAGCAUCAUGAUCCAUUGUCACCUGACGAAUUAAAGACAAUAUUUAAUCAUAAGACAUUGUUGAUUAAUACAACCAAGGGGUUUCAAUAUCAGAUGUUUAUGUGGUAUUGUCUCCUUUUCGCUCCACGUAGUGGUGAACAUAGUCAAAUAAAGGUUACGCGGUUUACUUUUCUUAUACCUGCAGAUCCUGAAGGGUAUUUAGGGCCUGUUCAUGAUAUUAAGUUGUAUUUAAGCAAAAGACCCACAAAUUGUGCAUGUCAAUUUUUACAUCUCAAAAUUAAUAAAGACAUUCAUG
Messenger RNA from Racocetra persica, 715 nucleotides. The record is from the annotation of a GenBank genome assembly. Lineage: Eukaryota; Fungi; Glomeromycota; Glomeromycetes; Diversisporales; Gigasporaceae.